This is a messenger RNA of Perognathus longimembris pacificus (Pacific pocket mouse), 5448 nucleotides long. It is a transcript of the gene Si, whose product is annotated as sucrase-isomaltase. The coding region runs from base 1 to 5448 and encodes 1815 amino acids. The transcript is spliced from 47 exons. Gene Ontology annotation, biological process: carbohydrate metabolic process. Gene Ontology annotation, molecular function: carbohydrate binding; alpha-1,4-glucosidase activity. The record is from RefSeq and is a predicted model, not a curated record. NCBI's taxonomy places the organism in Eukaryota, Metazoa, Chordata, Mammalia, Rodentia, Heteromyidae.
AUGGCAAGGAAGAAAUUUAGUGGAUUGGAAAUCUCUCUAAUUGUCCUCUUUAUAAUAGUUACUGUAAUAGCUGUGGCUCUAGUUGUUGUUCUAGCAACUAAGACACCAGCUGUUGAAGUAUCAACUCAGCCUACUCCUGGUUUGGGAAAAUGUCCUGCUGAGUUAAAUGACCCUACCAACACAAGGAUCAACUGCAUUCCAGAACAAUUCCCAACACAGGUGACCUGUGAGCAGAGAGGCUGCUGCUGGAGGCCUGGGAAUAAUUCUGGCAUCCCUUGGUGCUUCUUUGCCGAUAACCAUGGCUACAUCAUGGAGCAAAAGACACUAAAAGACAAUGGACUUGAAGCCAAAUUAAACAGAAUCGCUUCGCCUACACUAUUUGGGAAUGACGUUCCCAGUGUCCUCCUCACAACUCAAAGUCAGACGCCCAAUCGAUUGCGGAUCAAGAUUGCUGAUCCCACUAAUAAAAGAUAUGAAGUUCCCCAUCAGUUUGUAAAAGAUUUUUCUGGAUCCGUGCCUUCUGAAACGCUGUAUGAUGUCCAGACUACAAAUAAUCCAUUCAGCAUCAAAGUUAUCAGAAAAAGCAACAACAAUGUUUUAUUUGAUACCAGUGUUGGACCUCUGGUUUACUCCGACCAAUACUUGCAGAUCUCCACCAAACUUCCCAGUGAAUACAUGUACGGUCUUGGGGAACACAUUCAUAAGAGAUUUCGUCAUGAUGUGAAUUGGAAAACAUGGCCUAUCUUUACUCGAGAUGAACUUCCUGGGAAUAACAAUCACAACUUAUACGGCCAUCAGACAUUCUUCAUGUGUAUGGAAGACACGACUGGAAAAGCGUUUGGGGUGUUUUUAAUGAACAGCAAUGCAAUGGAGAUUUUAAUCCAACCCACUCCAAUAGUAACUUACAAAAUCAUUGGUGGUAUUCUGGACUUCUAUAUAUUCCUUGGAGAUACACCAGAACAAGUGGUACAACAGUAUCAAGAGCUCAUCGGCCUGCCAGCCAUGCCCGCCUACUGGAGUCUUGGAUUCCAGUUGAGUCGCUGGAAUUAUGGGUCCUUAGACGUAGUGAAGGAAGUGGUCAGAAGAAACCGGGAAGCUGGCAUUCCAUAUGACACACAAGUCACUGACAUUGACUACAUGGAAGACAAGAAAGAUUUCACUUAUGACGAUGUUACAUUUAAAGGGCUCCCCGAAUUUGUUGAAGAUUUGCAUGCCCACGGACAGAAAUACAUUAUCAUUUUGGACCCAGCAAUUUCUAUAAAUAAACGUACCAACGGAAGCCCAUAUGAGUCUUAUGAUAGAGGAAAUGAAAAAAAUGUGUGGGUAACUGAGUCCGAUGGAAAAACACCGCUUAUUGGAGAGGUUUGGCCAGGUUUAACAGUGUACCCGGAUUUUACGAAUCCAAACUGCAUCGAUUGGUGGGUAAAUGAGUGUGAUAUAUUCUACAAACAAGUGAAAUAUGAUGGCAUUUGGAUCGACAUGAAUGAAGUUUCUAGUUUUAUUCAUGGUUCACUGAAAGGCUGUGCUGACAGCAAAUGGAAUUAUCCACCUUUUAUUCCUGGUAUUCUUGACAAACUCCUGUACUCCAAGACAAUUUGCAUGGAUGCGCUUCAGAGCUGGGGGACUCAGUACAACGUGCACAGCCUGUAUGGGUACAGCAUGGCCAUCGCCACCGAGAAAGCUGUAGAAAAGGUAUUUCCGAAUAAAAGAGGCUUCAUCCUCACCCGAUCCACGUUCGCGGGCUCUGGGAGACAUGCUGCCCAUUGGUUAGGCGACAACACGGCCUCCUGGGAGCAGAUGGAGUGGUCCAUCACGGGGAUGCUGGAGUUCAGUAUGUUCGGAAUGCCUCUGGUGGGUGCAGACAUCUGUGGGUUUGUGGCUAAUACCACUGAAGAGCUGUGCAGAAGAUGGAUGCAACUUGGUGCCUUUUAUCCAUUUUCUAGGAACCAUAAUGCUGAGGGAUAUGCGGAGCAGGACCCUGCAGUGUUUGGACUGGACUCACUUCUCGUCAGGACGUCCAGGCACUACCUGAGGAUCCGCUACACCCUGCUGCCGUUCCUCUACACGCUCUUCUACAAAGCGCACACGCUUGGAGAAACAGUAGCGAGGCCGGUUCUUCAUGAGUUUUAUGACGACAUGAACAGCUGGGUUGAGGACCUUGAGUUUCUGUGGGGCCCUGCCUUACUCAUUACUCCUGUUUUGAAGCAGGGAGCAGAGGUGGUGAGUGCCUACAUCCCAGAUGCAACCUGGUAUGACUAUGAAACAGGAGCAAAACGACCUUGGAGGAAAGAGAGGGUGAAUAUGUACCUUCCGGAAGACAAAAUCGGACUGCACCUGAGAGGAGGCUACAUCAUUCCAAUCCAAGAGCCCGAUGUAACAACUACUGCUAGCCGGAAGAAUCCUCUCGGCCUUAUCAUUGCACUGGAUGAAAAUAACAUAGCGAAGGGAGAUUUUUUCUGGGAUGAUGGAGAAAGCACAAAAAGCAUCGAGAGUCGCAGCUAUAUAUUCUAUACUUUUUCAGUUUCUAAUAACAUUUUACAAAUUACAUGCACACAUGCAAACUAUGAGGAAGGAACAACUUUAGCAUUUGAAACCAUAAAAGUCCUGGGGUUGACAGAAACUGUUACUGAAGUUAAAGUAGCUGAAAACAACCAGCCUAUGUCUGCACAUGGCAAUUUCACUUAUGAUGCUUCCAACCAGGUUCUCCUAAUUACGGGUCUCAGCUUUAACCUUGGAAAAUCUUUUAGCGUUCAGUGGAACCAAGUUUUCCCAGACUAUGAGAGAUUCAACUGCUAUCCUGACACAGAAAUUGUAGAAGAGCUUCAGUGUUUGCAGCGUGGCUGCUUAAUGAAAGAGGCUACAUCUGACCCCAGAGCACCGCCAUGUUACUUUCCUCGACAAGACAACCCUUACUUAGUUUCGUCAAUUCAGUAUUUUCCAACUGGCAUGACAGCAGACCUUCAGCUCAAUCCUGCAAGAGCUGCAAUUCAGCUCCCAUCAAAACCCAUCACUGCCCUUCGGGUGGAGGUGAAAUAUCACAAAAAUGACAUGCUGCAGUUUAAGAUUUAUGAUUCCCAAAAUAAAAGAUACGAAGUUCCAGUGCCACUGAACAUUCCAGAAACGCCAAUGAGCACUUACGAAAACAGACUUUAUGAUGUUGAAAUCAAGGAAAAUCCAUUUGGUAUCCAAGUUCGACGCAGAAGCACUGGGAGAAUUAUCUGGGAUUCUCAACUGCCUGGGUUUGCCUUCAAUGACCAGUUUAUUCAGAUCUCUACGCGCUUGCCCUCAGAGUACAUCUAUGGUUUUGGGGAAGUGGAGCACACAGCAUUUAGGAGAGACCUGAAGUGGAACACAUGGGGCAUGUUCACUCGGGAUCAGCCCCCUGGAUAUAAGCUUAAUUCCUAUGGAUUUCAACCCUAUUACAUGGCACUGGAGGAUGAAGGGAAUGCUCAUGGGGUUCUGUUACUGAACAGCAAUGGAAUGGAUGUUACAUUCCAGCCCACUCCUGCUUUGACUUACCGCAUCAUUGGCGGCAUCUUGGAUUUCUACAUGUUUUUGGGUCCAACUCCAGAGGUUGCAACAAAGCAAUAUCAUGAAGUAAUUGGCCACCCAGUAAUGCCCCCAUACUGGGCUCUGGGGUUCCAAUUGUGUCGUUAUGGAUACAGAAAUACUUCAGAAAUUGAGAAGCUGUAUGAAGAUAUGGUGGCUGCCAAGAUUCCCUAUGAUGUCCAAUACACAGAUAUUGAUUACAUGGAAAGACAACUAGACUUCACAAUUGGUGAAGAUUUCCAUGACUUGCCUCAGUUUGUUAACAGAAUAAGAAAUGAGGGGAUGAGAUACAUUAUUAUACUGGAUCCAGCAAUUUCAGGAAAUGAAACCAAGCCUUAUCCUGCAUUUUCAAGAGGAAUAGAAAAAGAUGUGUUUGUCAAAUGGCCAAACACCAAUGACAUCUGUUGGGCAAAGGUUUGGCCAGAUUUACCCAAUGUCACAAUAGAUGAGACUUUAACUGAAGAUGAAGCCGUCAAUGCCUCCAGAGCUCAUGUAGCUUUCCCAGAUUUCUUUAGGAAUUCCACUGCAGAGUGGUGGACCAGGGAAAUCAUGGAUUUCUACAAUGACCAAAUGAUGUUCGAUGGCUUGUGGAUUGACAUGAAUGAGCCAUCCAGUUUUGUAAAUGGAACAACCAAUAAUAAUUGCAGAAAUGAUGAGUUAAAUUACCCACCGUAUGCUCCAGCACUUACGAAAAGAUAUGAAGGAUUGCACUUCCGAACCAUGUGCAUGGAGACUGAGCAGAUUCUCAGCGAUGGGACAUCUGUGCUGCAUUACGAUGUGCAUAACCUCUAUGGCUGGUCCCAGAUGAAACCUACCUAUGAUGCGCUGCAGAAGACCACUGGCAAAAGGGGAAUUGUCAUCUCUCGUUCCACGUAUCCCACUGCUGGCCGCUGGGGGGGACACUGGCUUGGAGACAACUAUGCAAACUGGGACAAUUUGGACAAAUCCAUCAUUGGUAUGAUGGAAUUUAGUCUCUUUGGAAUUUCAUAUACUGGAGCAGACAUCUGUGGUUUCUUUAACAAUUCUGAAUACCACCUCUGUGCUCGCUGGAUGCAACUUGGCGCAUUUUAUCCCUACUCAAGAAAUCACAACAUUGCAUUUACUCGAAGACAAGAUCCUGUUUCUUGGAAUGCAUCUUUUGCUGAAAUGUCAAAGAAUGUCUUGGAGAUUAGAUACACUUUAUUGCCCUAUUUCUACACACAAAUGCAUGAAAUUCAUGCUGAGGGCGGCACUGUCAUCCGACCUCUUUUGCACGAGUUCUUCCAAGAUAAGCAAACUUGGGAUAUAUUCAAGCAGUUCUUGUGGGGUCCAGCAUUUAUGGUUACCCCUGUAUUAGAAGCUUAUGCGACAUCUGUGCAAGGUUAUGUUCCUGAUGCUCGUUGGUUCGAUUACCAUACUGGCGAGGACAUAAAUAUCAGAGGCCAAAAUCAUGUUUUUGCAGCCCCUUAUGACAUGAUAAAUCUACAUGUGCGUGGUGGCUACAUCCUGCCUUGCCAAGAGCCAGCUCAGAACACAUUUUUCAGUCGAAAAAAUUACAUGAAGCUCAUUGUUGCAGCAGAUGACAAUCAGUUGGCACGAGGUUCUCUGUUUUGGGAUGAUGGUGACACUAUCAAUACCUAUGAAAAUGACAUGUAUUUACUUGUUCAAUUUAACUUAAACAAGACCACUUUGACAACCACCAUAUUGAAAGAUGGUUACAUAAACAAAGAUGAAAUUACGCUUGGGAAUGUUGAAGUAUGGGGAGAAGCGAGCAGUAUUGUCCAUGAGGUGUCUCUGGUACGCAAUGGCAAUAUUGAGCAACUUAGAUUUAAUCAUAACCAAACAACCAAGAUAUUAAAUAUUGACUUAAAAGCCAAUCAUGUAACUCUGGAUGAACCAAUAGAAAUCAACUGGUUAUGA